AUGUCUGCAGAGGAGGAAACGGACCACAGGCAAAUUUUCGGGAGCGACUCGGAGGACGAAGAAUAUGGUCAGGACGCGCGUGCACAGGAAACGGAGGUGGUGGAUACACUGCCGAGUAUUCCUCACCGUGAAGUGACGGAGGAAAUCAGCGCGCCCCCGAAAAAAAAAAAGUCGAAGCACGACGAUGACGACGACGUCGACGACGUCGUCGUCCAGGACAAUACGCCUGAACCUGAGGGGGAACAAGUGCCUGAAAUAUCUGAAAAAGAGCGUAUCCGCGCCCAAGUCGACGCGCAAAUCGAAGCAGCCCUUAAAGCAGGCAAACGACGCACUACACGCCGACGUGCAACUGGCGACGAUGACCUGGAGCUUAUGGCAGACGAAGAGGUGUCUGCGCUUCAAAAAGAAAUGAUUCUUGCAGCGGACGAGGACGAAGAGGCGAACCGACUCAAACAACCCGCCACAGCCAAGCUUCGCAUGCUUUCCCGCGUUGUCAGCACCUUGCAAAAGACGCAUUUGCAGCAAGCGAUUCUCGAUAACAACUUACUGGAAGGCGUGAAACGCUGGCUCGAGCCGCUGCCCGACCGGAGUUUGCCGGCGCUAAACAUCCAGAAACAGUUGUUCGGUGUUCUUGAGGCCAUGACAAUCGAUACCAUAAGUUUGAAGAUGAGCGGACUUGGUCGUGUGGUUGUGUUUUACACGCUUUGCGACCGAGUCGAGAAAUCGAUCAAGCGCAGCGCCGAGCAUCUCAUUGGUACGUUUAGCUCGCCUCACUGA
Malassezia vespertilionis is the source of this 777-nucleotide messenger RNA. It is a transcript of the gene IWS1, whose product is annotated as Transcription factor iws1. Lineage: Eukaryota; Fungi; Basidiomycota; Malasseziomycetes; Malasseziales; Malasseziaceae. Gene Ontology annotation, cellular component: nucleus. Gene Ontology annotation, biological process: poly(A)+ mRNA export from nucleus. The record is from RefSeq and is a predicted model, not a curated record. The transcript is spliced from 7 exons. Bases 1 to 777 code for a protein of 258 amino acids.